AUGCGGCUACUUAAAGCUGAUUCUACCCUCAGAAAUGAGAAGGAGUUGAGAGAGGACAACAUCAUAUUAAUUGAAACAAAGGCCAUGCUAGAAGAACAGCUAACAGUGGCAAGAGCUCGUGGUGACAAACUGCAUGAAUUAGAGAAGGAAAAUUUGCAGUUGAAAUCCAAACUUCAUGAUGUAGAGCUGGACCGGGACACAGACAAGAAGACAAUUAAAGAGCUUCUGGAGGAGAACAUGGUGUUGGAGAUUGCACAGAAACAGAGCAUGAAUGAGUCUGCACACCUCGGCUGGGAACUAGAACAGCUGUCUAAAAGUACAGAUCUUGCAGAUACCAGAAAGUCCUUUGUGUUUGAGUUGAAUGAAUGUGCUUCGAGUCGCAUACUAAAGCUAGAGAAGGAUAAUCAGAGCUUGCAGAACACAAUCCAAGAACUGCGAGAUGCCUCCUUGACCUCCAGAGAGAGCAGCCUGAAGUUUGAUGAACUGGAAAAGGAAAAUCAACAGCUUAGCAAAAAG
Molecule: messenger RNA, 516 nt
Organism: Eurypyga helias (sunbittern)
Lineage: Eukaryota; Metazoa; Chordata; Aves; Eurypygiformes; Eurypygidae
Product: protein Daple-like
Exons: 4
Biological process (GO): cytoplasmic microtubule organization; cytoskeleton-dependent intracellular transport
Cellular component (GO): cytoplasm; centrosome
Molecular function (GO): dynein light intermediate chain binding; microtubule binding
Source: RefSeq, a predicted model, not a curated record